AGUUCGGUAACCGUCUCGGCAGCAACAUGGCUUACAAGGUGAUCAUCUUCGCGGCGGUGGUGGCUGUGGCCCGCGCCAUCUACCUGGACGCUCCCGCGGUGUACGCCCCGUACGCCGCCCGCGCCUACGCUGCUCCCGCUUACGCCGCCCCCGCAGUCGUCGCCGCCCCCGCCGUCCGCGCUGCCCCUGUGGCCGUCGCCGCCCCCGCCGUGAGGGCCGCCGCAGUGCCGGUAGCCGCCGCCGCCCCCGCAGCCGUGGCCGCCGCCGAGUACGACCCGCACCCGCAGUACAGCUACGGCUACAGCGUGUCCGACGCGCUCACCGGCGACUCCAAGACCCACCAGGAGAGCCGCGACGGAGACGUCGUCCAGGGCAGCUACAGCCUGGUCGAGUCCGACGGCUCCGUGCGCACCGUCGACUACACCGCAGACCCCGUCAACGGCUUCAACGCCGUCGUGCACAAGGAGGGCGGAGUCCACCCGCCUGUUUCCGCCCCCGCUCCUGUGGCCGUGGCCGCCCCCGCCGUAGCCAGGGCUGCAAUCGCCGCCCCCGCUUUGGCCGCCGCCCCUGUGGUGAGGACCGCCGUCGCCGCCCCCGCCAUCGCAGCCGCCCCCAUCGCCAGGGCAGCCAUCGCUGCACCCGCCUACGCCACCUACGCCGCCGCUCCCUUCGCCAGGGCUGCAUACGCUGCCCCUGUCUACCAGUACGGUAGGGCUGUAAUUGCGUGAAAUCUCAUCCGGCGGCUCCCACAUGUGCAACCCUGAACCCUACUUGUUGCUGAGUUUGCAAUCACAUUCAUUCUGUACCCAUAACAUGCAAAUAAAGAUGUCUUAUACUUA
This is a messenger RNA of Schistocerca nitens (vagrant locust), 839 nucleotides long. Its product is annotated as cuticle protein 19.8-like. The coding region runs from base 27 to 728 and encodes 233 amino acids. Gene Ontology annotation, cellular component: extracellular matrix. The record is from RefSeq and is a predicted model, not a curated record. NCBI's taxonomy places the organism in Eukaryota, Metazoa, Arthropoda, Insecta, Orthoptera, Acrididae. The transcript is spliced from 2 exons.